Molecule: messenger RNA, 1047 nt
Organism: Penicillium salamii
Lineage: Eukaryota; Fungi; Ascomycota; Eurotiomycetes; Eurotiales; Aspergillaceae
Source: the annotation of a GenBank genome assembly
AUGAAACGUGAAACAGUCGCCAUGUCAAAACCACAAUUCUCAACUUCCUCGGAUAUGAGCGAGGCUCAACCUCCGACCACCAAGCCGACAGUAUGGAAUCGCUUUGCAACACAUAUGAAAAGAUUCUGGUGGGCGUAUUUGAUCGCGUUCUGCGUAAUUGUUCUGGUCACCGUUCUUCCAAUCCUUUAUGUUGGUGUCCCCCAUUUUGCAGAGAACUAUAUCAAUAAUUCUGCGUACGGCUAUGAUGGCCUGGAAAUUACGAAUCCCCGACCAACUGCCUUCCACGUGAGGCAAAAGAAGUCCCUCCCACAAGGGGGCGCGGUGACCGGAAGUGGUCAUUUGGAUGCUUUCAAUGCCACUUGCCGCCUGAAGGAAACCAAUGAGGCCUUUGGAUCACUCUCAGUACCUCAGAUUGCAUUCGGAAAUGGCGCGUUCCUAAACAUAGACCAGGACGUGGAGCUAUCCUGCGUUGACUGCAUGUCGGAAAUUGCCAAGAAUGCAGCAUCGAACAAGAGCUCUUCGCUCGUCAUGGAAGGUGCCUCAGACUUACACCUUGGGCGCAUUCCCACUGCCCAUGUGAAUAUCCAGAAGAACAUGCACGUAGGCAGCUAUAAUGUGACAGAAUAUCUGAAUGGCGAUGGCUCAUUCAAUAUCAGCAGUAUAGACCUACUGGAUCCUCCCGUCGAUGGCUACAACUUCAAUGCCACGAUUACCGUGAAGAAUCCCGGCGUCUUCAGCAUCGAACUGGGCCAAGCCUCAUUCAAUCUCACAAUGGAUGGCAAAGAUCUGGGCUACGUGGUUCUGCCGCAUCUCUUUUUGGAGCGCGAACCAAAAGAAACCAUAGUUCUUGGCUCGAUUGACAAAGGAAUGUUGAUUCACGAGGCCAUUGCAGGCAGCGAUGAUUUUGGGACCGUGACGGUUGGAAUCCAUGGACACAGCUGUUCUUACAAUGGAGUCGAUAUUCCAUACUUCACGGCAGCCAUCAAGGCUAUCUCUGCACCUUCGAAGCUGGAUUUGCUGAAAUAUGCAUCAAAAUUGUUUACGUGA